GUCGGUGGGGCGGAGGCGAAGCGGGCAGCAGUCCGGCAGUUACGCGAGGGCACGGGGCAGGUGUUCACGGCGACGAACGCGUUGGGAUUAGGGGUGGACGCGCCGAGGAUCCGGGCAGUGGUGCAGGUCGGGUUGGUACGGCAGUUGCGGGAUUACGCGCAGGAGAGUGGGCGGGCCGGGCGCGACGGGCAGGCGAGCGAGGCGAUCAUGGUGCGGGCA
Canariomyces notabilis is the source of this 219-nucleotide messenger RNA. RefSeq lists its product as uncharacterized. The transcript has a single exon. Gene Ontology annotation, cellular component: chromosome; cytoplasm; nucleus. Gene Ontology annotation, biological process: double-strand break repair via homologous recombination. The record is from RefSeq and is a predicted model, not a curated record. Gene Ontology annotation, molecular function: four-way junction helicase activity; 3'-5' DNA helicase activity. The annotation marks the transcript as partial. Lineage: Eukaryota; Fungi; Ascomycota; Sordariomycetes; Sordariales; Chaetomiaceae.